This is a messenger RNA of Chroicocephalus ridibundus (black-headed gull), 2242 nucleotides long. It is a transcript of the gene SLC25A1, whose product is annotated as solute carrier family 25 member 1. Gene Ontology annotation, cellular component: mitochondrion. The coding region runs from base 66 to 998 and encodes 310 amino acids. The record is from RefSeq and is a predicted model, not a curated record. Gene Ontology annotation, molecular function: citrate secondary active transmembrane transporter activity. Lineage: Eukaryota; Metazoa; Chordata; Aves; Charadriiformes; Laridae. Gene Ontology annotation, biological process: mitochondrial citrate transmembrane transport. The transcript is spliced from 9 exons.
UCCGCGGGCACCGCCCUAAAAUAGGGCCACGGCCGCCGCCGCCGGGCAGCACGGGAGACGCGGCCAUGCCAGCCCCUGCCGCGCCCCGCCGCCUGGGCGCCGCCGCCCCCGCCGGCAAGGCCAAGCUCACCCACCCUGGCAAGGCCAUUCUGGCAGGUGGCCUGGCUGGAGGAAUCGAGAUCUGCAUCACAUUCCCCACCGAGUAUGUGAAGACACAGCUACAGCUGGACGAGAAGGCAAACCCUCCCCGCUACAAGGGCAUUGGGGACUGCGUGAAGCAGACUGUCCGUGACCAUGGCAUCCGGGGGCUAUACCGAGGGCUCAGCUCACUGGUAUACGGCUCCAUCCCUAAGGCUGCUGUCAGGUUCGGGAUGUUCGAGUUCCUCAGCAACCAGAUGAGAGAUGAGCAGGGGCGGCUGGACAGCACGCGGGGCCUCAUCUGUGGGCUGGGCGCUGGCGUGGCCGAGGCUGUGGUGGUAGUCUGCCCCAUGGAGACCAUAAAGGUGAAGUUUAUCCAUGAUCAGUGCUCCCCCAAACCUAAAUACCGCGGCUUCUUCCACGGCGUCCGGGAGAUCGUUCGGGAACAGGGACUAAAGGGGACCUACCAGGGCUUAACGGCAACAGUCCUCAAGCAAGGAUCGAACCAGGCCAUCCGCUUCUUUGUCAUGACCUCCCUCAAGAACUGGUACAAAGGGGACGAUCCCAACAAGGUGAUUAACCCUUUUGUCACGGGGGUGUUUGGAGCACUCGCUGGAGCUGCAAGUGUCUUUGGCAACACCCCCUUGGACGUGGUGAAGACCAGGAUGCAGGGGCUGGAAGCUCACAAGUACAAGAGCACCUGGGACUGCGCCUACCAGAUCAUGAAAUACGAAGGACCCCUGGCGUUUUACAAGGGCACGGUGCCUCGCCUGGGCCGCGUCUGCCUUGACGUGGCCAUCGUCUUCGUGAUCUACGAUGAGGUGGUCAAGUUCCUCAACAAAGUGUGGAAAACGGACUGAGGGGGCCGGGCCAAGGCGCCCCAGCCUCCCUCGCCCCCCAGGGCUGCAGCUGGAGAGCCGUGACCAAGCCCGCAGCGGCCCACCAGUGCUGCCCAGGGCCAAGUCUGCCCCACGCGUGUGCCCUCCCCCCAAACCCGGCCACCUUCAUAUUUAGGAACAGGCUCUGGAGCAGGUCAAAUUACUAGUUGUGUGCUGAAAGGAGCAUGGAGGGAGCAAUAUCCCAACAUCCAGACCCCCAGCUUCCUGAUUAUGCCCGUCCUGAUCCCCUGGUGAUAUUUCCCCCUGGUCCCGCAUCACCUGCAAGCACCAGUUAUCCAGGGUGAGGUGUCCCCUGGGAGGGUGGCCGUAUGCCCCCUGGGGGGCAGCUCAUUUUGGGGAUGCUGACGGUCCCCUGGAGCCAUGCGGAUGCAAUGGCCAGGCUGUGCACCAGGCAUCACAGCUGGCAGAGGCUUUUGGGGUCGACUGACAGCUGGGAGCCAUGCACCAGGUUUUGAAGCGGCUCUUGGGGGCCCCUUCAGCCUUGCACCCCCUGGGAUGGGAGGGCAGUGACCCGCCUUUGUGGCCUCAGGCUCCCUCCUCCCUGCUGACACCAAGACCACUUGAGGUGCAGCAUCCCAGCCUCCAGGUCCCACUCAGCUCCAGGCUGCUGGGCAGGCGCUUCCUAAAAUUGCAUAUGCAGCCAGGCCUUUAGUUCUCCUUGCCAUGGGGCUGGGAUUGGGGUGAGCCAGAUGCCCCUGCCACUUGCUGUUUACAGUUGAGACGCGUGUACAAGCCGGGGUGAGGAGACACAGCCCUGUGCCACAGACUUGGCCCCUCGGACAGGGGUGUGAACCCCUUCUUCUGUCACAUUCCCCCCAUCUGCCCUCCUGCCGCCUUGCUGCGGCCCUGCAGGUAAUCCUAUAGCUUUUGGAGCUUCAUGCUGACUCACUAAUGCCCAUGGCCAUGGGGCUGGAGCCCUGCCCUGCAUUGCGCCGGGCUCGGCCCUGCCAGAUUUGUGCCAAACUGCCCGUGAAGGAGCCCGGGGGGGGAGGGGGGGGUCGCAGGAGGCGAGGCUCGCCCCAUCUCUCCUCCCUCCUGUCACCAGUGAUGAACGCAGCCUUAACAUGGCAGGGUGAAGGAGGAGAAAGCAAGCCCAGGCGUGGUUUACCUGCGGCUUUCUGCUCUUAAGCCAUUGAGGGUUGAUUUUUUUUUUUUUUUUUAUUCUGUUUUACAUUUGCAGUUUGAAUAAAAUCAGUCUGGCUUUA